Drosophila ananassae is the source of this 2000-nucleotide messenger RNA. RefSeq names its product myrosinase 1. Gene Ontology annotation, molecular function: beta-glucosidase activity. Gene Ontology annotation, biological process: carbohydrate metabolic process. The coding region runs from base 179 to 1819 and encodes 546 amino acids. The transcript is spliced from 4 exons. NCBI's taxonomy places the organism in Eukaryota, Metazoa, Arthropoda, Insecta, Diptera, Drosophilidae. The record is from RefSeq and is a predicted model, not a curated record.
UCAUUUGCAAACGUUUCGCGCUCGGUUUAAAACGCUUGCGAAUCGCUCCAACUGCCCCCUCCAAAAAAUCGCGCGAAAAGUUCAAUAAAAUUAACGAAAAAGUUUAAGGCAUAUUCUUAUGCUAACAAGUUUUCGUUUUGGAUUUAAUUAGUUUCGCGUUUAAGGAUAAAAAAUAAAAAUGUUGAAAAUAAUACUGUCUAUAUUUGUGCUAAUUGCAGUAUGCCGCGGCAGUCCGACGAGCAGUGUGCGUCGCUUUCCAAGCGACUUUCUCUGGGGAGUCGGCUCCUCCUCCUACCAGAUCGAGGGCGGAUGGAACGCCGACGACAAGGGCGAGUCCAUUUGGGACUUUCUCACCCACACCCAUCCGGAGAAGAUAGUGGAUGAAUCGAACGGCGAUAUUACGGCGGACAGCUACCAUCAGUGGCGUCGCGAUGUCCAAAUGGUGAGGGAACUGCACGUGGGCACCUAUCGCUUCUCGCUCUCCUGGCCGAGGAUCAUGCCCGGCGGGUAUAUGAACCAAGUCAGCACCGCGGGCAUCAAAUAUUACUCCAACCUGAUCGACGAGCUCCUCCGCUACAACAUCACUCCCAUGGUGACCAUCUAUCACUGGGAGUUGCCGCAGCGAUUGCAGGAACUAGGUGGUUGGACCAAUCCGGAAAUCAUUCCGCUGUUCAAGGACUAUGCCCGCCUGGUCCUGGAAAUGUACGGAGAUCGGGUGAAGAUAUGGACCACCAUUAACGAGCCGUGGCAUGUGUGCGAGCACGGCUACGGAGUGGAUUAUAUGGCGCCCUCCUACAACUAUCCGGGUAUCCCCGCCUACCUUUGCGGACACAAUCUCCUGAAGGCCCACGCCGAGGUGGUGCACAUGUACCGCGAUCUCUUCCAGAAGCGACAGGGUGGACGUAUCGGCAUCACCCUGGACACAUCCUGGCCGGAGCCCAAGGACCCCAAUUCGGCAGAGGAUCGCGAGGCCUCCGAGCGGGCCAUGCAGUUCUAUGUGGGUUGGUUCGGUCAUCCCAUCUUCUCGAAGCACGGCAACUAUCCCAAGGUAAUGAUCGAAAGGAUUCGGAACCUGAGCAAGGAGCAGGGCUUUGGAGUUCGCUCCAGACUGCCGGAAUUCACCCCUGAGGAGAUCCAUCGCAUUCGCGGCACUGCUGACUUCUUUGGCAUCAACUCCUACACCUCCAAUCUGGUGACCCCCAAUGGACACAAUAACACCGGAAAGUUCCCAGUGCCUUCCUUCAACCACGACAUGGGAGUGGUGGAGAGCCAGAAGGAUGUGGACUGGCCCGGAUCGGGUUCCGUUUGGUUGAAGGUCUAUCCCAAGGGCAUGUACAAUCUGUUGAUGUGGAUACACCGCGAGUACAAUGCCCCCGAGAUUAUCGUCACCGAGAACGGAGUCAGUGAUCGCGGCGGCCUGGAGGACUAUGCCCGGGUGGACUACUACAACCUGUACCUCUCCGCGGUGCUGGACGCCAUCGAGGAUGGUGUUAAUAUCAGUGGCUAUAUCGCCUGGAGUCUGAUGGACAGCUACGAGUGGAAGGCCGGCUUCACGGAGAAGUUCGGUCUCUACCACGUCGACUUCAAUUCCCCGGAACGCACUCGCACCCCCAAGGUAUCGGCGCGAGUCUUCGCCCAAAUCUGCAAGACCAACACCAUCGACUGGAGCUACCGGCCCGUACUAGACAAGGAGCAGGUCCUGGUGGCCAUGGCUCAGCUGCCGGCUGAGGAUCUGGCCCGAACCAGUGGAGUGUCCCAGACCAGUGGCGUAGUAAGUUGGAGUCUGAUUGGUGUGCUUCUCGUGGCCCUCUUCCGAUGAGGUGGUCAGGAGCACUUUCCGGAGGCUUGCCAUAUUGAUGUUGCCAAGUAUUUUUGCUACUCGUAGCCCUAAGUUUGUCUAACCCUCAUUGUAAUAUAUAUUUUAUGUAUAGAUGUUAUAAUUUGUACUUAAACUAAAAGACUCGAAACAGAAUAAAUUAAUGUGUGAUAUGAAAACAAGA